This is a messenger RNA of Puntigrus tetrazona (Sumatra barb), 1735 nucleotides long. It is a transcript of the gene sting1, whose product is annotated as stimulator of interferon response cGAMP interactor 1. Gene Ontology annotation, biological process: activation of innate immune response; autophagosome assembly; defense response to virus. Gene Ontology annotation, molecular function: 2',3'-cyclic GMP-AMP binding; cyclic-di-GMP binding. The transcript has 7 exons. Gene Ontology annotation, cellular component: endoplasmic reticulum membrane; autophagosome. The record is from RefSeq and is a predicted model, not a curated record. NCBI's taxonomy places the organism in Eukaryota, Metazoa, Chordata, Actinopteri, Cypriniformes, Cyprinidae. Bases 420 to 1628 code for a protein of 402 amino acids.
UAUCUAUCAAACUUCAAGCUUUUAACUACUUAAAACUAUCUCAGACAGAAAACAUCAAACCUAAAACUUUCUAACCUUAAACUUUAACAAUUUUUUGUUCCUUUUUACAUUUUUCAAACUUUUUCAAACUGUCUGGUCAGGUCUCGACAAACAAAGUAUCUCACAUACUUUUUUUUAAAGAUUAGCCUAGGGCUACAUGUAGUGUGCAUUCAAAACCAUCUGGAGCACAGACCUUCAUGCUUGUUUGGACAAGGACUUUUCCAUUACUGAAAAUGAAAGUGAAUGGCUAGACAAAGAAGGUGUGUUCUGAAAGUGAAUACCAACCAGUAAAAGACAAAGCGCGAAAGAGAGAAGGAGAGACAGGAAGAUUGCACGGAAGAGAGAGGAUAAACAUCAAACUGGUCACAAUCAGAGCUAAGAUGUCUGGUGUGACGAGGGAGGACGGUCUGGUGCCCAGAGCGCGCAGCAGCCUGCCUGUGGUGUGUUCUGCUGGACUGGGCCUUCUCAUGCUGCUGUAUGCUUGGCUGCUGGACUCCGACAGGUUCACUGAGAGAGCUGGAAUGAUCGCUUUUUGCAUCACAGUAGAAAGGGUUAUUCACAGUAUGUGCUUGUUUGCAGAGGAGUGGCUCUUCCAUUCAAGGCAAAGGUAUCGUGGCAGGAUGAAUGAGAUCUUUCAGGCUUGCUUUAGAGGGCAUGUCGUUUUCGGGAUGUGUGCAACCUUUCUGAUGCUAAAGUUGGGUGGAGUUUCGUUCUCUAAAGAGCAGUGGAGCACUAUAGCCCUCAUGUGCACUGUUUACCUGUUACUCAGAAGCCUGGGGUUCCUGGGCCUUGCUCCGGUUGAGAUCUCAGAAAUCUGCGAAACAAAGAAGAUGAAUGUGGCACAUGGUUUGGCCUGGUCUUUUUAUACCGGUUACCUCAAAUUUGUCCUUCCAGACUUACAGAACAAGGUGAGCCGGUAUUCCUCCACCAGGGGCAAACUGAGCUCUUCACGUCUGCACAUCCUUCUGCCUCUCAACGCCAAGGUUCCGACCAAACCCGAAGAGGAGGACACUCAUGUGAUCUUCCAUGAAAACCUUCCAGAACUGGAGCGGGACACGGCAGGGGUGCGCAAACGUAGCUACAAGAACAGCGUCUACAAGAUCACCCAGGACAAAGAGACUUUUAGCUGCGUUCUGGAAUACGCCACACCAUUGCUGACGCUGUAUCAGAUGUCCCAAGAGAGCAGUGCAGGGUUUGGAGAAAGAGAACGAAAACAGCAGGUCCUGUUGUUUUACAGAACACUCAGCCAAAUUCUGGAAGAUUCCCUAGAGUGCCGGAACCGUUACCGGCUCGUCCUGCUCAACGAUGAGCACACAGGUGACCCUCAUUACCUCUCCAGAGAGAUCAUCCAGAACCUCAAACAGCAGGACGGAGAGAUUCACAUGGAACCCAUCCGAGAGUUACCAAACGAAGUCCAUCCUUUCCAAGAAGAGGGUUCGAUUGAGAAUUUCAAUGAUGUGCACCAUGCUGCUUAUCCUGAAGACCCAAUGAGCAAUGACCCCACCCUCAUGUUCAGCCAGCCACAGUCCUUGAGAUCUGAACCGGUGGAGACCACCGAUUAUUUUAACCAAAAUCAUGCAAAGAGAUGAGAUUGAAUCAUGCAGCGCUCUGCGUGAGUUUUUGGUGGCUUGUGAAUUUUUUUAUGUAAUAAUAAUAUUUAAGAAUCCAUUAAAUCAGCUGCUCAUUAGCACCCUCA